ACCGAUGGACUCCCCGAACCAGCGUCUGGCGGCUGCAGUCUCAGAGAUGGAGAGUGACGGCUUCCAGCUCUCGCAGGUCGUGGCCACGCAGCUGCAGGCGCACACUGCGAACAUCACGGCGCAGGUUCAGAAUGCGGUGGCUGCCACCACGCAGCAGGCCCAGGGCACGAUCAUAUUGCAGUUGCAUGCCCACUUCGCCCCGACGAUGCAGCGGGUUGAGGGCCACGAGCUGGCCAUCGGCGAUAUUCAGCGGAAGCAGAACGGAAUUGAGGACACCCAGAAGGCGCUGCGGGAAGACAUCAAGCGUAUCAAUCACCGGCUGGCCCUGUCCGAGGAGAGCCACGCAUCGGUGGACAUCGCUCGCCUUGCGGAAUUCGACAGGGACCCUCACCCCACGAUCUUCACGAUCAACGCUCCUGAUGAUGUGCCACCUUCUGAGGUUCGUGGUGCAAUUGGGUCGUGGAUUAGUGACGCCAAUCUUGACGUGGAAGGCACGGUGCUGCACGGCCGAG
This is a messenger RNA of Prorocentrum cordatum, 512 nucleotides long. The record is from the annotation of a GenBank genome assembly. Lineage: Eukaryota; Dinophyceae; Prorocentrales; Prorocentraceae.